AUGUCGACGCCUGGGCAUGCAAGCUUGAUCGACACCUUGAUCGAGCUGAUUGCCUACGAUGACCGGCCGACAUUGCUUCUCGAUACCAACACCCGUCGCAUCCGCUUCUGUAAUAUCGCCUUCGAUUCGCUACUUCGAGGGACUGGCGCCUCUGCCGACUUGCAGUCAUGGGCCGACAACCUGUGCGCCGUCGCAGCUCAUGCUACCCAUGAACCUGUUGAUCUUGGUACCUUUGCGCAUCAGAAAUGGCUAGGAAAGAGCUUGGGAAACUCGGUCAUGACCGUCUUCUGCCGCUGGACAUCUACUGCUGCUGCGUCUGGCGCCGAUGCCGUCAUGCUAGACCACAAUCAACAAAACGACAGAAACAAAAGCCCGUCAGAACUACAGAAGCUCACCGACAUGUAUAUGGGCUGGUUGGAACCAAGAGACGACCCAUGGAUGUCCUAUACCCCUCUAGGUCCUAUAUCUUCAUGGCACCCACAAUUGCGCCGAGCCGUCCAGAGGAUGAUGGUCUGUCCCGAAACUCGUGUUCUAUACUGGGGCGAUGAACACGCAAUGAUAUACAAUGAAGCCGCUGUGCCCAUCUUGGGCAAAAAACACCCUUGUUUAGGCAUGCCAUUGCAAGUUGUUUGGGGCCAAAUUAUGUUCGAUCGGAUUGAAGCUACUAUUAGAGCUGUGGUUGUGUCUGGAAAGGCACAGCAGAUGAAGAAUGUCAUGUUCGAGAUGCACAGGGACGAUUUUUCAGAGCAAACAUGGCACCACUUCUACCAAUUGCCCAUCACUGGUCCAGAUGGACGCUAUCUCGGAUGUGUCUGCGAGUUUGCCGAAAACACGACUGCUGUUGUACAAGAGAAUCGAGCUGCCAUUCUCGAUGCAUCCAUCAAAACUGCCGCAAAUUCAACUAGCCUGAAGCAGUUUUGGCCCGUCUCUUUGGAUCCGCUCAACAAGACCUCAAUCGAUAUUGUUGCUGGCUGUGUCUUCUCUGUUACGAGCGCUGGGGACCUGCAAACGCAUCAAUCGUCAUUAACCUCGCAAGACUAUCUUCUCGAGGCUUCAUUCGGUGUCGCAGAUACACAAUUGAAGCUACCCCUGUCCAUGGUCAAAUCUCUUAAUAGAGCGUCUGACUAUGAAAAGCUUCUGGUUUAUAGGCAAGAUGAUGGUUCUCUUCCCACUGAUCUUCAAUGGAGCACUUCCGACCAGGUCGCCAUCAGGGUAAUUUGCGUCUUGCCCAUCACAGAUCUAAAUAAUCGCAGACUUGCUGUCGCCAUCUUUGGCAUGAAUCCUGGCAGACCUUUUGACGAAGGAAGCCAAUCUUUCGUGUCAAGAAUAGAGGCUGAAAUGCAGGAGGAUUCUUAUGCCAGGAUGGCAAGACAAGCUCCGAUUGGCAUGUACAUGCUCAGGCCGGAUGGAUAUCCCGUUUUUGUCAACGACGCAUAUCUGGAGUUACAUGGUGUAACACGAACACAAUUCUACAAGGCUGCAGAUGACGAUCUCGGCUGGAAUCCAACAGUUCACGAAGACGAUCUCAAACUUGUUGAGAGCAUGUGGCUCUCGACAAUUGAAGGAAGAGCUCCGGUUCAGGCCCAGGUCAGAUUGAAAGCACCUGGAAGCGGCUUGCCUGGUGAUGUCAGAUGGGUCGAGUCAAUGAGUUUCGCGGAACGUGAUGAGAAUAACGCUAUAACCUCAAUACAGGGAUGGUUACUCGAUGUCAGUCCGAGAAAGAUGAACGAACGCCUCAUUGGCGAGAAACUCCAGGAUGCACUUGAGAACAAGCGUGCGACGGAAACAUUCUUAGAUAUGUUAUCACACGAGAUGCGAAAUCCUCUGUCGUCAAUUCUCCAGUUGGCAGAUGGCAUCAUGUCGUUGUUGGAGACUCCGCCUGCGCCUGAUACCAUUGAGUCCCUGAGAGACUCUGCUCAAACUAUCACUCUUUGUGCUAGACACAUGAAAACCAUUAUAGAUGAAGUUCUUACCUUCUCAAAGCUGGACUCUAACCUUCUUGUUCUCAGUUUGGAAAGAUCUCAGGUGCCUACGAUCAUCGAGACAGCGCUUAAAAUGUUCGAGAAAGAGAUUGAGCACGCCAACAUUGUGGCGAACAUGGAGAUUGAUCAAAGCUAUAUGAAGCUCGCUGUGGAUUAUGUUUUGGUCGAUCCUAGUCGUUUGCUUCAAGUGAUCAUCAACUUUCUUUCCAACUCGAUCAAAUUUACGAAGUUUGAGAGAGAGCGAAGAAUUACCGUCAAACUUGCUGCCUCUGUCACGAAGCCUACGGAGGAGGACUUUGGCAUUGCUUUCCUGAGCCCACGCAAGGAUAUUACUAAGGAUUCUUCUAUGCCCACUACACCCGCAACGCCUGUACCAGAGAUCAAUCUUGGAGAGGAAGUAUAUAUCUACAUCGGUGUUGAGGAUACCGGACGAGGCCUUACAGAGGACGAAUGUAAAGUCUUGUUCCAGCGCUUCGCCCAAGCAUCACCAAAAACCUACAAAACAUAUGGUGGGAGCGGGCUGGGUCUGUUUAUCAGCCGAGGUCUCUCUGAACUUCAAGGAGGACAGAUUGGCGUCAAGAGUACAGCAGGAGUCGGUUCGACGUUUGCCUUCUUCAUCAAGACAAGGCGAGCUGAGCCACCUACACCCACAUCUCACACUGAAUCGAUAGCUUCCACCGAAGCAUUGACUGAUGUCCUCAAACUACCUCACGCAGUAGGCAAGCAAGAUGUCAAACUCCUGACAAUGUCACACGUAGCGGAAGAAACCAAAUUGUCAGUCAAGGACUUACAUGUGUUGGUUUGCGAAGACAACAAGAUCAAUCAAAAGGUGAUCGCCCAACAACUCCGCCGCUUGAACGUUGCUACCGUCCAUGUAGCAGACGAUGGUCUCGCCGCCUUGAAUUUCCUUGCCACCACCACUUUCUCGUCUUCCUCAUCCUCUUCCCCUUCCGCCGUUCCGCUUUCUAUAAUUCUCAUGGACGUCGAGAUGCCAGUCAUGGAUGGUCUAGGCGCCGUUCGUCGGAUUCGUCAAUCGGAAUCUAAAGGCGACAUUAUAGCCCAUGUUCCUAUUAUUGCGAUUACUGCCAAUGCCAGACCAGAGCAGGUUGCCGUCGCGCUAGAGGCUGGCAUGGACGAAGUGGUCACUAAGCCUUUCCUGGUCCGAGAGCUGAGAUGA
This is a messenger RNA of Aureobasidium musti, 3159 nucleotides long. Lineage: Eukaryota; Fungi; Ascomycota; Dothideomycetes; Dothideales; Saccotheciaceae. The record is from the annotation of a GenBank genome assembly.